Messenger RNA from Miscanthus lutarioriparius, 366 nucleotides. Lineage: Eukaryota; Viridiplantae; Streptophyta; Magnoliopsida; Poales; Poaceae. The record is from the annotation of a GenBank genome assembly.
AUGCUCCUCACCGAAGCCUCCUCCCACCACGCCGUGCUCCUACUGCCCGAGCCCAAUGACCCCAAUGCCUCAUUGCUCUCCGCCUCUGAGCUCCACCGCCACUUCAAGUUGCUCAUCAAGGCCCUCCGCGUCGGCCCCGACUAUGCCAUCGACUACCCCUCCUCCGCCAACGUCGCCGAGGAGGCGCUCUGUCACGCCAUCAAGGCCUAUGAUGCACUCACCGCCCUGCUGCUCGGGACCUUUUGGACUGCCUACGCCGGAUGCCGCCUCUUCCACAAGUUCGAGCGCAAGUAUGCAGAAUACCGCCUCAUCUGCCCCUCCUGUCACCGUACAUUCCUCGCUGUCGAGGUCCCACCUUUGCCCUAG